Aureobasidium vineae is the source of this 1029-nucleotide messenger RNA. The record is from the annotation of a GenBank genome assembly. Lineage: Eukaryota; Fungi; Ascomycota; Dothideomycetes; Dothideales; Saccotheciaceae.
AUGGCCACUGCCUUCGGUGUCUUCACCGGUAUUCUUAGUACCAUUAGCUUCCUUCAGAGCAACAUUCCAUCCAACGAUGGUAGCUCGAGCAAGGUCCGCGUCUUCGUCGGCCUCGACGGAACUCAAGGACUCACCAAUGCUGGAGGAGAUGCACCAGACAUCCGUCAAUUCAACAACAACCCCGAGUUUCUCGGAGCCAACUACGACCCAGGUUACAUCGGUAGCGGUACUUACAAGGAUAUCAGAAUCUCGCAGAAUAGACAGCAACCAGUCUACACUCUUCUGACUGCCAACAACGAUGCCAUCUGUAUUGCAUACAUGACUACUUACGCAUUUGCCGGGAACUGGGGCCACACCUGUGGUCAAGACUGGUACUACUCUGGAGUUUACCAGGACAACAAGGAACUAGAAUGCGUUUGGAUCGAUGGCAACGGUGAGACCCAUCCUCCUCAUAGCUUGUCCCCACUAACACGAACAGGCGACCGACCGGUCACGGCCUUCCACGUCAAGUGGCCCGAGUUCAACGAGAAUGGCUAUGCCACGACAGACAACAACAACAUCCAGAGCAAGUACUGUGACUCUCCCAACGCCUUGAACUUCCAGUAUGGCAACGACCCUGGCACCAUUUACUACAAGAGAGAUGCUGCUAGUUCAACUCGAUCCUAUCCUCCUCCUAUCGGACAACUCCAUCACAAAGCUCCCGUCGCCAGACGUUCCAUCCUUGACAACCGUCUGGUCAAGACCAGCAGACUCAGUCAAAGUGCUCGCACGCUCUGCGAAAGCGAGACCUCCUCGGGUCCGGAUUUUGUCAAUCUGGCCGAGGGUUUGUACUGUAACAUGCGANAGAAAGAGCUCAUGCCGACUUGUACCGGAAUACUCGGCGAGACCUGUUUCGAUGUCGAGAGACUGGCCAUGAAGGUUGAUGGCAUCAUCGGUGGCUUGCUCGACUUUGUUAAGAUCAUCGACUGGGGCAAUGGAACUGAUCUGGCCGAUACUGCUGACAAAGCUUUCGAUAUUGAUUUGCUCUAG